GAAACGUCACAAGCUUGCUCAUUCACUCACUCACUCUUACAACAAGCUCGGUUCCCGCGAUCCCGGGUCCCACGCCGUCUAUCAUUUUGUCAUUUUGUCAUUGCGUCAAAUUGCCAGAUUGUCAAAAAUACACGGUCAUCCAUCCUCGACAUGAUAUGAUAAUGCUCUGUCCUUAGUGUGCCCCAAUUACCCAGCUUUGUUCGUGCUUCUCUAAGAGCGCCACGCUCUUCUUUCUCUCCCUCUCCCUCCCUCUCUCUGUUCCUCGCGACACAUGACUGUAGUCGCCCUCGACUGCUUACUUGUGGACUCUCUCUGUCUGUCUGACUCGGCCCUCUCCAGCAUCUACUCCCAAGUACCUACCCGCCCCUCUGCUCUCCCCAAAUCUUGGUGGGGACACAAUGUCUCACCUCGCUCUUCAAGCAUUGAUCGACUAGUUUUGCAUUUCUAUAAGCCCUGGCAGGUGGCAUAUUGGGCCUCCGUCGCUACAUCUCCGAGUUGGUAGCAUCGCAUUGCUAUCUCAGCUACUUACUUGCUUUCCUUGUCUCCCGCUCUUCGGCUGCAUAUGCGAGACUGGCAUGUCGCAUUCGUGCAUACGCACCACCGAAUUUAACACCUGCUUGUUCUCGCAUACAAAAUGAUAGACCAUGUCCUUGGCAAACCUUCUGCCAAGUCGCGUCGACUACAAGUCCUAGCUGUCCUGACCUUUUGGUCAGCCUAUCUCUACAGAGGCAACCGCCAUGGACCGCCAAUCGUACGACUCUUGUCUAAGCUGUCAUCCAAGAAGCUUACGGCAUGGCAGAUUGUUGUCUGCACCAUGAUGUACCUAUAUGCCGCCCGCAACUUUAGUACCUUGGUAGGGCUGGCGAGUCCAGAGCCCAUGGCCAACAUGUACGAUGCCGCCUACUUCCGUGCUACCUGGGUGCUCACUGCUCUUGACGCUGGCUUCUGGACCGCCAUGAAGAUUAGGAAAAAGUGGCUGAGGGAUAUUGCCAGCAUGGUCUUCUCCAUCUACUACUUGGUGGCCGCCGAAAAGGCCGACGAGAAGGUCCGUAAAGUGCGUGGUACUCUGACCGUCGACCAUUUGCGUGUCAGUUGGAAUAAGGGGAAAACGCCGUAUCUCGGUGCUCUUCAGAAUCUGAUGCGACCCCGUUUCACGCGCUGGCCACCGCGAGCCAUCCGCAUACCACGCCCCAACACGAGCGACUACAAAGAGCCAAUCUCCGGUUGGAUAUAUUAUGAUGGCCCCAUCUCAGACCUCGAACACAUUAACAAAGUCAUCCUUGAUAUUCCUGGCGGCGGCUUCGUCGCCAUGGAUCCAAGAUGUAAUGACGAUAAGCUCUUCGCCUGGGCUGGCAAGACCGGGCUGCCCGUGCUUAGCCUCGAUUACAAAAAGGCGCCAGAGUACCCAUAUCCUUACGCACUGAACGAGUGCUUCGACGUGUAUACAACACUUGUCAAAAGCAGAGGCCGUUGCAUCGGGAUGUCUGGGCGAGAAAUUCCAAAGAUCGUAGUGACGGGAGACAGUGCCGGUGGAAACCUUGCUACAGCCAUGACUUUAAUGAUCAUAGAAACUGCUACCAACAAACGCCGAACGGGUCUUGUUCAAGAAGAUCUACCAGUACCAGCUGGCCUGGUGCUCAUGUACCCAGCUCUAGAUAUGAAUAUUGGAAAUUGGAUGUCUGAUGAGCAAAUGGCUUUGAUCAAGGAUCGGAGGAUGCGUGUUACGAAUAAGGACUAUCUCAAGCGCAAGAGAAUGCAGUACAAUGACCUAGUCGGCACACCCCAUCAAUCCGAUGAUGAGGAUGAGUUUCCCUUCCCUAAUGCAGCUACAUCGAAGACAUCCGAUGGCGAGACACAAGAUCAAGCUCUGCAGACAGCCCACCCGGAGUUUUCCCACGCAAGCCCACACAUAUGGUCCAAGUCUAAGCCAGCAACACCCGUGCCUCGGCGAGAAAGUCAAUCAAUGUCUCAUCACUCGGAGCCGAUGCGCACACGUUUGGCUAUGGCUUCAAUGAUUUCAUACUUCAACGACCGGAUUAUCACACCAGAAAUGAUGCGCGCCAUGAUCAUCCUAUACAUCGGUCCGCACAACCGCCCCGAUUUCUCACAGGACUACCUUUUAUCGCCAAUCUUGGCACCCGAUGCUCUGCUACAGCAAUUCCCCAAGACCUAUUUCCUAACGGGUGAGCGAGACCCAUUGGUCGACGACACCGUUAUAUUCGCAGGCCGCUUACGUCGCAUCAAACACGCCUAUUACUCGCAUCGGAAAUCGUUAGAUGUAGAAGGGCUCGAAGACAUGGCCGAUUUCGACGACAAGGAUGUCGCCGAGGUGGUGCUAAUCCCGGGCAUCAGCCACGGCUUCACACAGUUCCCCUCGGUAUAUCCUGCCGCAUGGAAGCUCAUCGAUCGCUGCGCGCGCUGGGCAGAAGACCUUUUAAACACAGCCGAGUCACGCGAGCAGAGACGCCUCAAUUCGCGCCGUCACUUCAAUACGGAGUCCAGCGGGGAUGAAGAUCGUCCGUUGGAAAUCAAUAUGACCAGGCUCAGGGGGAGAACCAUAAGCGAUAGCCAACGGGGCGAUCAAACUUCAGAUAAUUCUGACGACGAGCUCCAUGAUGGAAAUCGGCAAGCAAAUGGCACUAAGAAGAAGAGGGCAAAUGGAAGAGCCAGGGGUGGUCGGGGCUCGAGGAGCAUUGUCAAGCUCGAUAGCUCGGACGAUUUGCUUAGCCGUCGUAUGCAGGGUUUGGCUGGUCCUCUGACAGGUCUACAGGAUGAGGAUUGAGCUCGGCUGGUAUAAUCUUGGUUUUGUAUAUACUUACCUUAUAUAAAGAAAAUAUGACUGAUGAUGACCAUAA
Messenger RNA from Xylaria bambusicola, 2855 nucleotides. RefSeq names its product alpha/beta-hydrolase. Lineage: Eukaryota; Fungi; Ascomycota; Sordariomycetes; Xylariales; Xylariaceae. Gene Ontology annotation, cellular component: cytosol. Gene Ontology annotation, biological process: triglyceride catabolic process. Gene Ontology annotation, molecular function: triacylglycerol lipase activity; sterol ester esterase activity. The transcript has 2 exons. Bases 635 to 2782 code for a protein of 715 amino acids. The record is from RefSeq and is a predicted model, not a curated record.